Morus notabilis is the source of this 1424-nucleotide messenger RNA. RefSeq lists its product as uncharacterized. The record is from RefSeq and is a predicted model, not a curated record. Bases 198 to 1010 code for a protein of 270 amino acids. NCBI's taxonomy places the organism in Eukaryota, Viridiplantae, Streptophyta, Magnoliopsida, Rosales, Moraceae. The transcript is spliced from 2 exons.
GCUGCGUUCAAAACCACUCAAAAAAAAAAAAAUAAAUAAAAGAAAAAAACCAAACUCACAAAAUGAUCUCUUUUUCAACACAAAUUAGUUAAAAAUCACAAAGAAAGAAAAAAAAAAAUCGAAAUCCCCACUCUUCCUCGACCUUUCUCUCUCUAAAAAUCUUUCCUCAUGAAAAGCUGAAUGCAGAGAGAAAAAUAAUGGCUUUUCUUCUGCCCAAUCUAGCUCCCUCUCUCCUCCUGCAAUCAAAGUCCAAAGAGAAACCCAUUAUUCAUCACCAAACUCUCCCUCCCACAAAACCCAACACCCCUUCUCUCUCCUCUCUCUCUCUCUCCUCUUCUGUGACCAGUCUCCAAACGCCUUCAGUCGAGAAGAGUGGUGCGCAGGAUAACACGCCCAAGGAUGCGCAGGAUAAGCAGCAACCGAAAAGAGACGACUUUUAUGUCAACCUUGGCUUGGCCGUACGGACUCUCCGUGAAGACCUCCCUUUAAUAUUCUCCAAAGACCUCAAUUAUGACAUUUACAGGGACGAUAUAACAUUUGUAGACCCUUUGAACACAUUCUCUGGCAUAGAGAAAUACAAACUGAUCUUUUGGGCACUAAGAUUCCACGGCAGUUUUCUUUUCCGGGAGAUUUCUCUUGAAGUCUACAGAAUUUGGCAGCCUUCAGAGAAUGUGAUUCUCAUUAGAUGGAACUUAAAGGGUGUACCAAGAGUUCCAUGGGAAGCAAAGGGCCAAUUCCAAGGCACCUCUAGAUAUAAGUUGGAUAGACAAGGAAAAAUCUAUGAACACAAAAUUGACAACUUGGCUUUCAAUUUCCCGCAGCCCCUUAAGCCUGCGGCGUCGGUGUUGGACUUGGUGGCUGCGUGUCCGGCUAGUCCUAACCCGACGUUUUUGUGGGAUCCGGUGGAUAUGCACUCGUCUUCAUGGGUGGAGUUCUAUAGGGCAGUGAGGCAUACCUUGGAUCAAGAAGGUUACUCUCUUGCACAAGAUGGUUUGAUCACUUGUUCAUAGCUAGAAAGUUACUUUUAUACAUUAAUGUAUACAAUGAAAUUUUUAGCACACAAAUAUAUAUAUAUAUAUAUGUUAUUGCAUUACUUUUGUAUAACAUAUUGGUAGAUUAGCAAAUAAUGGCUUUUGCUGAAAGGACAAAGGGUUGUAUAUAUAAAAAGGGAUAAGGAUGCUGGAGAAUUGAAUAACUAAUUGUGGCGGUGGGGGCAGAGAAGCUUUGGCAUCUUUUAUGAGCAGCCUAUACAGGUCGGAUAUUCGUAUGUACCAAUCUUAUUGCUUUAGCAAAGCUCGUUUUGGUAUUAAUUCUCUCACUUUACAACUAAGUUCUACGUUUGUUUCUUAUGGUUAUUCAGUGAUCUCUUAGAAUAUGUAUAUUAGUUGAUAAGAUUUUCAAUGUAGUCAAAACCAGAACAUUAA